UAAGCUAUGUCUCGUCAAUCGUCAUGUCACUAAUUUAGUUUCUUAUCACUUGUGAGGUUAAUUACAUUGUUAUUAAUGAGACCUUUUAUAAAUACUUUAGCAGUUAAUAGUUUUAGAUUUGUACUGAAAGCGAGAGGACACAAAAUGUCAUCUGGGAUUUCUGCAAUAGAAGAAAUAAGACCUUUAUCCUCAGAAACUGGUCUUGUUAUUUUUCUCCAUGGUUCAGGUGAUACUGGAAAUGGAGUGAAAGCAUGGGUGGAAAUGUUAAUGGGAGAACGUAUGGCAUUUCCACACUUGAAAAUAAUGUUUCCAACAGCUCCAGUGAGACCAUACACUCCAUUAAAUGGUGAACUCAGCCAUGUCUGGUUCAACCGUUUCGGCAUAAGACCUGAUGUGCCAGAGGACUUACAGACUAUUGAACCGAUGGCAAAAGAAAUCAACAAAUUAAUUGAACAACAAGUAGCCAAUGGCAUACCAUUAAAUAGAAUUAUAUUAGGUGGAUUCUCCAUGGGAGGAGCCAUGGCCUUACAUGUAGGUUACCGUUACAUGCCUGGAUUGGCUGGUGUAUUUACACUUUCGUCUUUCUUGAAUGAGAAAUCUGUAUUGUACGAUGUAAGUACAAUUUAUUUAUGGAAGAAAAUAUUUGCUUUUUAUAAUUGUAAAUAUGUUCUUUUAGCCUCAUAUGUUCAAAUUAUGCUCAACAUGUAA
Molecule: messenger RNA, 708 nt
Organism: Homalodisca vitripennis (glassy-winged sharpshooter)
Lineage: Eukaryota; Metazoa; Arthropoda; Insecta; Hemiptera; Cicadellidae
Product: lysophospholipase-like protein 1
Exons: 4
Coding region: 76-708 (210 amino acids)
Biological process (GO): protein depalmitoylation
Cellular component (GO): cytoplasm
Molecular function (GO): carboxylic ester hydrolase activity; palmitoyl-(protein) hydrolase activity
Source: RefSeq, a predicted model, not a curated record